Messenger RNA from Paramisgurnus dabryanus, 2515 nucleotides. RefSeq names its product G protein-coupled receptor 84 (gene gpr84). The record is from RefSeq and is a predicted model, not a curated record. Gene Ontology annotation, cellular component: plasma membrane. Lineage: Eukaryota; Metazoa; Chordata; Actinopteri; Cypriniformes; Cobitidae. Gene Ontology annotation, molecular function: urotensin II receptor activity. Gene Ontology annotation, biological process: neuropeptide signaling pathway.
GAGCCUAUUAGAUAAAAUCCAGAAAAGGAAAACACAUAUGAGACUAUAAGAGGAAGAUUGCGGUACAUUAAAAAGGGAACAGAAGAAAAACAUAAAAAGCACAGGGAAACAGAACUCAUAACAGAGAAGCUGGACAAAGACACUUUUGGUUGCAAGAAUGUGGAACGAGACCGAUCUACUGAGAAAUGAUUCAUUCUCGUGUGCCUCCCCGUCUGUGGAGGGCUACCGUUACUUUGGUGUCCUGCUGGGAUCAGCUGUCACCAUCGUAGGAACAAUUGGGAAUAUUCUGACAGUGCUUGCCUUCGCUACCGACACCAACCUGAGGACGCGUUUCAACGUGCUCAUUGUAAACCUGGCCUUUGCUGACAUUCUGUACUGUACUAUGCUCCAACCAGUCAGCGUGGACUCUUACCUGCACCUGCAAUGGAGGGGCGGAGCCAUGUGGUGCCAGAUGUUUGGACUCCUCUUGUUUCUGUCGAACAGCGUGUCAAUUAUUACCUUAUGUCUCAUCGCUAUGAGUCGUUACCUGGUUGUUGCUCAUCGUACAAAGCGCUGCGCCCGUCUGCUCUUGUCUAAACGUGGUGUGGCUGCGCUCGUCGUCUCAUCCUGGGCACUGGGUCUGGCCAGUUUUGGUCCACUUUGGCCGGUCUAUGUGUUUGCACCACAAGUCUGCACCUGCAGUUUUCACCGCACGAAGGGACGGCCUUACACCACAGUGCUGCUCUUCCUUUAUUUCUUCCUGGGCUUGGGCUGCGUAGGGCUUUUCUACUUUUUGAUCUACCGUAAGGUGCGCGUGGCCUCAAAGGCGUUUCUUAAGUACAGGCCAGGUCGAGGAACAUCCAAACGCAAACUAGCAGAAGCUGAGAGGUCCACAGAUGAUAGCGGGAUCAGUGCUGGUGCAUCAACAACUCAAAGCACCGAGAUCAGCAGCAAUGGGGUGGGAACCGGGCAGAACGUGCCAAAAGCAUCUGAAAGCAACUCUGGGGUUCCUGAGGUCAGCAAAACCACACAAGAGUCACAAAACGCAGUGAAGCCAUCUAAGGUACAAAUCGAGACCACCCCUGCGUCCACCACAGGAGAGGACAAUGAAUUUAAACGCGUGACACGAAUGUGUUUCACAGUCUUCAUGUGUUUUGUGGGCUGUUUUGCCCCCUUUCUGUUACUGAACGUGGCUGAUAAGGCUAACCGCGCUCCGCAGGUGGUUCACAUGUUCUGCGCAAAUCUUACUUGGUUAAAUAGUUGCAUUAACCCCUUGUUGUACGCAGCCAUGAACCGCCAGUUUAAUCAGGCCUAUAAAGACCUACUACGGAAAGCCGUACACCCAAUAACUUCAAUUUGGAGAUCUCAAUAAUUCACAACAGGACUUAAAAUGAAAAAUGGCAUUUGAAAGUCAUUUUAAACUUUAAUGAUCCAGUCCAAGCAACCCUUGCACUGAAGUCAUUUGUGGGCAUUCAAUGAACUAGUUUUUUAACAUAUUCAAAGUGGAGACUGGGAGACUUUCAUUUUUCUGGUGAAUAACAUCACAGUGGAUACGUUAAUACCUGACUGAUGAUAUAAUAAGCAUAAGUGUUUUUUGAAGUAUUUUAAUCUUAACUCACAAUUGUAUUUUUUUGUUAUUACACUGUAAAAAAAGAUUUGUUGGUUUAACUUAAAAAAGUAAGUUUUCUGGUUGCCUUAAUUUUUGAGUUAAUGCAACUUAAAAAUAUGAGUUGCAUAAAAAGUUAAAUUAACCCUACAUUUUAAGGUAACUUAAAACAUACUUUAUUAGGUUAAACCAACUGUUAUAUGGUUAUAGAUAUGCAUUUUAUAUUCUCUGUGAUAUUUUCUGUAUUAGCUUAAAUGUUUGCUUGUAUGUAUAAAAAUCUAUAAAAAGUGAAAGUUGGAUUAACUUUAAAAAAAUGACUUUAGCUGGUAACCCCUAAUUUUUCUAUGUUAAUUUUCUCAUUAAGUAAAAAAUGUGCUUACAUUUUUUAGGUGUUACCACUUGAAGUAAUUUUAAAAAGGUUUUUCAACUUAAAUUUUUCACUUAGUGUUAAGUAUUUAAGUUGAUAAAACGUACGUUUUUUUUAGUGUUACCAAUUGAAGACAAAAGUGUUCUUUAUCAAGGCAUACAGUCAAUGCUUUGUAAGCAUUUCUUUUUAAAGAUGUAGGAUUUUCCAGCUUUAACAAAGAUGUGAGAUGGUUUGUAACUGACCCCACAAACACUUUCUUUUUUGUAUAAGUUCCUGUUUGCACCGACUACAUGUGACAUUCUCUGUGCAAAAAUGAACAACGGAAACAAACUGGCGCGUGCAACAGCUUUAUCAUCUCACAUGUAAAACCUUUUUUAAACCAAUUUUAGUAUUUAUUCUGGUAGCUAUUUCACAUUUUCUACGAAAUAUUUUUUAUUGAUUUAUAUUUUCUUGUAUUCUGUUUUUUAAUAUCGCUCAAUUUGUUGCAUCAAAUUUGCAAUUACAAGCAACAAUUUAUGUAUGAUUUAUUUUGAAUUUGAAUUCACUUUAAAUAAAUUUAAUAA